Messenger RNA from Callorhinchus milii (elephant shark), 2632 nucleotides. Its product is annotated as macoilin-like. The coding region runs from base 1 to 1917 and encodes 638 amino acids. NCBI's taxonomy places the organism in Eukaryota, Metazoa, Chordata, Chondrichthyes, Chimaeriformes, Callorhinchidae. Gene Ontology annotation, cellular component: rough endoplasmic reticulum membrane. Gene Ontology annotation, biological process: neuronal signal transduction. The transcript is spliced from 11 exons. The record is from RefSeq and is a predicted model, not a curated record.
AUGCGCCCCCUCAGACGCAGCAAAAUCACGGAGGGUCUGUCCGAGAGCGUGUCCACGUUUCUCAAGGUCCUGACGGUCUGGGUGUUAAUACUAUUGACAGAUUUCAUCCUUGAAUUUCGCUUUGAAUAUUUAUGGCCUGGCUGGCUCUUUGUCAAGAGGGUUUAUGAGUCAUCACGAUAUCAAGGCCUUGCCUUUUCCAUACUGUUUGUAUGUGCAGCUUUUACCUCAGAUGUGGUUUGUUUUAUCUUCAUACCGUUGCACUGGCUUUUCUUUGCUGCAAGUACUUAUGUAUGGAUCCAGUACCUGUGGAAUUCAGAAAGAGGAGUUUGCUUGUCCACUUUGUCUCUUUGGAUACUUUUUAUUUACAUAGAAGCAACAAUCAGAUUUAAGGAUUUAAAAAAUUUCCACGUAGACCUUUGUCGCCCAUUCGCAGCACACUGCGUAGGGUAUCCAAUGGUUUCUUUAGGUUUUGAAUUUAAAAGUUACAUCUGCUACAAAAUUAAAUUACGAAAACAAAACGAAGUUCGGAAACAGAAUGAAUUCUUCAUGCAGCUCCUUUGGCAAGCUUUACCCUCAGAGCAGAUGCAUCCCAGACAAGACCGGGAUUUGGAAGAAGCAUUUAAAGGUUUCACAGUGUGCUCUCAAUACCAGCAUCACUCUAGACCCAUUGCGAUUGGGAAGAAAUACACCUUAGCCUUACCAGAACUAGAAUUUAAAGAAAAAGUCAAAGAAAGAGAGAAGGACAUCAGCAAGCAAACUCUUGGAACUAAUAACUAUUUACAAACAACGGAUUCUAAAACGAGUGAAACGGACUGUGCAGAAAAUCAUCUAAACAAGACAGUAGAGUACGAAAUGUUUGGGAAUGCAGAAAAUCUAACCCAGGAGGACUCGGGUGCAGAUUCUUCAAAAACCUACAAGCACUUAUCACCAAAGGUUCAAAGUGCAUCAAAUGGUAGUGCAAUCCUUCCAAAGCACGAGAAGAAGCAAAAGUGCUCUGGCAAGAACGCAGGCACACGGAAAGGGAUCUUUGAGAAUGGCUCUUUGAAUUAUCAGAAUAGCAAGCCUGAAGCUGUUUUACGACUGGAGCAGGACAUAAAGAAGCUGAAGGCAGACCUACAAACCUCUAGGCAGUAUGAACAAGAGCUCCGCAGUCAGAUGAACGUACUGACCAACAGCAAGCAAAAAAUACGCUCCGAACUUGUUCAGCUUCGACAGGAGAAUGAGCUUUUACAGACCAGAAUGCAUUGUGCUUUGCAAGCAAAACAGAAAGACAAACAGACCGUAGCCCAUUUAGAGAAGAGGCUGAGAAUCGAACUGGAGAGUCGAAUUCUCCUCGAGAAGCAGCUGAUGGAUGCAAAGAGGAGGAAGGCAGAUGAAACCUCAGUUAUUGCUCGAGCUGCCUCACUCAAUGCAGCUGUCAGAGGGGACUGCACAGAUGCUCUGAAGAACAGAAUGAAAGAAUUAGACACAGAGUACAAACAACUGCAAUUGGAACUCAGAAUAAAGGAUGACCACAUAAGGAAAGUUGAGCAGGAAGUGCAGGAACUUUGCAAACAUAAAGAGAACGAACAGGACACUGGGAUCCUGAUGGCAGCACUUUCAGCCUUGCAGGACAAAACACAACACUUGGAAACCAACCUUAGUGCAGAGACCAGGAUUAAACUUGAUCUCUUCUCUGCUCUUGGAGAUGCCAGACGGCAAUUGGAGAUUGCGCAAGGACAUAUAAUCCAACAGGAUCUGGAAAUUGAAGAUCUGAAACAGAAGGUUGCAGAAGUGAUGGCAGUUAUGCCUGGGAUCUCAUACAGUGUCUCUAGUACCCUGAGCCCUGCAAUAUCACACUACUCUUCUAAGUUUGUGGCAACUGGGAAUGCUGUACUUGAUCCUAACACUUUAAUGUACCAGCCACUGAAGAAAUAAAUGCACUACUGUCCUGCUAAACACUUACUUAGCCAAUGCUGGUGGAGGUGGCUGUGCUUUUGUAUUCAGAACUAUGGAUUUUUAUGUUUUAUAACAAUUUAAGAUCUUCAGGUAAAAUUAUGUAGCAUUAAGGUACUUUGGAUUGUGCAAUUGGCUAGAUCUUAUAGGACAAUUGAAUACUUGGGAGCAUUGACCCAUUAUCUUAUGCUUCGAUCUACCCAACACAUUGCAAAUUCCACCUGGUGACCUCAAUAAAUUAUCUUCCUGCUUAAUUGGUACCAGUACAAUGACUGAAAAAGGACUGAUUUUCUUUCAGUGCAUGAACUAAAUACAAGCCAACAUUGUAGUUGAUGGAAGUACAGUCGUAAUUCACUUGGCAGCUGUAAAAAAAAAAGCACAGGCAGGGUUCAUAGUAGUGCUGUGGGAGUCUUAGAGCCAAACAAUAUUAAGAACACUUUUAUUACACAACAGGUCAUUAUUUGCACUGUUGAAGAUCUUAUGCCAAGGUGCACGAGAAGGCUUACUGCCUUUGAAACUCAAACAAGACAUUGACAGGUAACCCAUGCAUAUGAAGAAAUACAGUUGGAUUGUUAUCCAUAUAAUGUGCAGGACUUUUUAAGUUUAGUUCUGGAAGUAGGAGAAAUUCAGUGUAGCGAUUGAAAGUACAUCCUCUGGAUAAUGCAACGAAGACAACAAAUUACAUAUGUAUAGCACC